CUGCCUCGCCUCGCCUGACAUGACAUGACAUGAAGGCUCGCACCCUGCCGGACCCUGGCCUCACACCACCACACCCCUCACCCUCACCACACUCACCAUGCCCGCGCAACAGCAGAAGCGCGUCGCCAUCGUCGGCGCCGGGUGUGCCGGCCUCUCGGCCGCCUACGCCCUCUCCCUCUCGCCCGACGCCUUCGAGGGCACCGUGUACGACGGCGCGCCCCAGGUCGGCGGCUCGGCCACGUCGCACGCGCUCCCGCCCGGCUUCGGCGCCGAGUACCUCAAUGAGGGCGUGCAGGGCGCGCCCGAGACGUUCCGCAACACCUUCAACCUCUUCCACGACGUGCUCGGCUUCCAGAGCAAGGAAAUCGAAAUGCAGAUCAGCUUCGGCAAGGGCGAGAACUUCUGGACCAACAUCUUCCCCACACAGCUCAUCGAGGAGCACAAGGACAACAUCAAGCGUUUCGGCGGCACCCUGUCGACGAUCAAGCGCUUCGAGCCCAUCUUCGCCCUCGUGCCCGUGUCCAAGCUGCUGCCGCUCUUCCGCUACCCGCCGGCGUUCGGCGAGCGCAUCGUCUUCCCGCUCGUCGCCCUCUUCUUCGGCACGGGCAACGAGACGCGGCACAUCUCGAGUGCCAUCCUGGCGCGUGUCUUCCUCGACCCCAGCAUGCGCAUCUUCGACUACUCGCCCGACAGCUUCCUCGCCAGUCUGCCCACCAUGCUGGCGUUCCCCGAGCUCGGACGGCUGUACGGCGCCUUCCGCACUCUCGUCGAGGAGGCGGGCAACGUCAAGGUGCGCACCUCGCGCGCCGUCACUGCCGUGCUGCGUGGUGCUGCUGCACGCAAGGCGGGCGGCGCCAACGUCGUGAUCCGCUCGUGCGCCACCGACGAGGAGGGCAAGCCGACGGGCGAGCAGGAGGAGGAGGAGUCGUUCGAUGAGCUCGUGCUGUGCUGUGACGCCGACUCGGCGCUCAAGAUCCUCAAGGCUGGCUCCGGCCCGAGCUGGAAGGAGAACAAGAUCCUCGGCAACGUCAAGUACUUCUGGGACAUCAGCGUCACGCACCACGACAAGCCAUACAUGCAGAAGCACUACGAGCUCGACCACACGGACCGCUGGAACGCCGACCGCAAGGACAAGGAGACGCAGGAGUCGUUCAAGUGGGCCAAGGAGAACUGGGCGCCGCUCUACCUCAUCGAGGAGGACGAGAAGGACCCGGGCUCCAUCACCAUGUCCUUUGACCUGACGACGUACCAGCCGCAAUUCUACGGCGACCCGGCCGUCGGCAAGGGAGCGCGCCGCACGCUCGAGAAUGCGCCGCCGACGGAGCGCGUGGGCAAGGAUGAGUGGAAGACCAAGGAGCAUCCGCUCAAGGACAUCAAAGAGGGCGAGCAGCCGCGCAUCUACCAGACCAUCUUCCUCGACCGGGACGGCUUCAGCCACCGGUGGAGCCGCGACGAGAUCGACAAGGAGAAGAUUCUGAUGGAGAAGUGGUGGAAGCAGCAGUCGCACCGCUGGCAGCACCUCGUCGGCACGGUGGCGCUCAUGUGGGCCAUCAACGGCACGCAGCACACGCGCUACGCCGGCGGAUGGACACUCGUCAACAUGCACGAGUCAGCCGUCGUCUCGGGCUUCGCGGCCGUGUACCAGCUGGGCGCCAGCUAUCCGUUCGCGCAGGACGAAGAGGCAGCGCGCCUCUUUAAGCUCUACCUCGCACUGGCGCACAUGUCGCGCGCGCGCAAGGAGGACCGUCAGGGUUUCUUUGCCUAACCUCCGCUUCGCACACUGGACUCGCUUCUCACUUAUACACGUCUGGCUACUGCCAACCCACUGCAAUGGAGCACGAUACCCUCG
Molecule: messenger RNA, 1849 nt
Organism: Tilletiopsis washingtonensis
Lineage: Eukaryota; Fungi; Basidiomycota; Exobasidiomycetes; Entylomatales
Product: nucleotide-binding domain-containing protein
Exons: 6
Coding region: 98-1765 (555 amino acids)
Molecular function (GO): oxidoreductase activity
Source: RefSeq, a predicted model, not a curated record